Messenger RNA from Styela clava, 7243 nucleotides. NCBI's taxonomy places the organism in Eukaryota, Metazoa, Chordata, Ascidiacea, Stolidobranchia, Styelidae. The record is from RefSeq and is a predicted model, not a curated record.
UCGGAUCGUUAACCUUGCGUGUUUUCUCAAAUAGUGGCUAAAUUGGCUGAUUUAUUUGACGUUCCGAACGAACAAGGCUGAAUACACCAAAAUUGGAUUAUCGGGUUUGCUAUGCCAACUGUGCUCGUCCAUUCUACCUACUGACCUAUGAUGCAAAAGUUUAUUUUUUGUGUAAAAAGUGACUUUUUCAUGACUUGAUUUCGAGUGAACUUAUUUCAAUGGAACACCGAAUUGCCGAGUUGAAGAUUACUUUCAGACGUGGACGUAUUUUCGAAUCCUGCAAUUUGUAGCACAGAAGUAGUCUAAUGGAAAGUGGGGUUAUGUCCACGACUACAUCGUUGUUUUGUGCAUUUGCAAUUUGUAUUUACAUGGGAUGUCAAGUCCAGGGAGACGUUGUUCAAGAAUUCAGUUUUGGCUUUGAGAACCUUUAUAGUCCAUUCUACCCAGAUUGUGAUGGUGAAAAGAAUAAUGGUACAUUUGUAUUGAACUUUCCAAUAUCAGACGAGUAUCCUGUAGUUCUUUUGCAAUUCAUUGAAUUCGAUGUUAAACCAUGUGCUAAUGCGAAGGUAAAAAUUCAAGAUAUUGAUUAUUGUGAAGAUACAGUUCCUACAAGAGUACUCUUUUCUACAGCUGAUAUUCCUAUAAGUGUCAAAUUUGAAAUAAAAGAUGGUAAAUGCGGAACAGGAUUUAAACUGUACUAUGUUUUUCCAGAAAUCACUACUGACAAGAAAUAUUUUAUAGUUGGAGAAGAAUCUAAAAUACAUAUUGGUAUUCAUGGAUUGCCGAGUCAAAUUGGAUCUACCUGUAAAUUAAAUAAUACUGGAGAAAUACUGUCUGAAAUUUCGGAAGAAAAGGCUGUCACAUAUCCAUAUGAACAUGGAAAACUGGUUUCUGGGCCGUUGAAAUAUAAUUUCAGUUGUGUAUUGUAUGAAAAGGAUACUGGGAUGAAUUUUGCUGUUUUAAAAAAGUUCAUACAGUUUGAGAUUGAAGAUAAUCUGAAUAAUUCUACAUUUAUAUCUCAAAUAAAAUUGCCUAGGAUUCAAAGUAUAGCACUAACUGUUGACUAUUAUACUUUUAAAGAAAGCUUUCAUUUCAUCUUGAAAUAUCCAUACAAAUAUCCAACACACCCUUGUCUGAUCAUUCAUUUAGAUGGGAAGCAUUAUUUUAAAACAAUUGAUUAUGAAAGACAUGGUUUGAAGGAUCCUGGAGACAGGCAAUCUGUACAAAUAAAGAUGUUUGAUACGAAACAGAAUACUGGUUUUGAAGCAGGAAGAUUUAGCUUAUUCAUGUAUAUAUUGAAUGAUGUUUCAAUUGUGCAGUUGCCUCCAGUUAUUUUUGAUUUGUCCCGUCCAAUUACCAAUCUCGAGUUUGAAGUUGAAGAUUAUGUUAAUCCACUUCCUUCAACAUUUCCAGUAUCUGUAAAUCCUGGCUCAACCGCUCCUGUAGGCAUAAAUGUUAGCAUAGUGGACUCUAACUCUCUUCAAUAUGUUGUACAUAAUUUCAUUGAAUGCAAUUCACAAAGAACAUGCCGAAGGGGUAUUACUUCCUUAUUUUCUGUGCCUCCGGGGAAAUAUACAAUUAAAGUGACAGCAAAAAACGCCCAUGGUAUGCGAACCGCUUCUCCAAAAUUCAUAGAAAGCUUCAAUUUAGUGCAUGCAAUGUUCGCUACUGCAGAUAGAUCAGCUUAUGUAGGAAAAAUUGUAAAUUUUUACAUAAUAUAUAAGCCAGAUGUGGAUUUCAUCAAUUUGGAGCUGUUUUUGUCUGUUGAUGGACUGGUAUUGGUAAAUAAUAACAUAACCAUGCAUCAAAAUUGGGACCCGGGAAAACAUACUUUCCAAGAUAUAAAGUUGCCAUUAAACCCAGAGGGAUAUAAAAUAUUUGUUGCACAAAAGAUGUUUGAGGAAAAAGGAAGAUAUGCAAUUGUUGCAAGAGUUUCAACAACAAAUCAUAAAGUAAAACUUGAACAAGAGUUUACCUUGGAUGUGAUGAAAGACGCUCGGGACUUAUGUUUAACCGGAGUCAAGAUUUAUGAUUAUAACUUUAAAAAUCACCUUCAUACAUUUAUUCAAGUGAACAAAUCUUUUCCACUUUCUGCAGAUGUGAAACUUCAUUGUUUAUUGACAAAAGAUAAAGCCAUUACUUAUAAAUGGACGAUUUAUAAGGUAAAAUCACUAAAUGAACUGCCCAAGGAUAGCAACAAAUUUGAAAAUAUUCGGAUUGAAGUCAACAAAAAUAAUUUAUUUGUUGACCAACUAACAUUCACUGAACCUGGACUUUACAUUGUGAAACUGAAUGUUUUAUUAGUAGAUUCUGAUGGAGAAAUAUUAUAUCAUGUUUUUGACUACACAGCAUUGAAUCUUACAAAAGGAUUUUAUUUAGAAGCAAGGCUUUGCGGAGCACAUAAAGUAGUAGUAGCGAAAGAACAUCACAUGUUCAAUUGCAUGGAUCCAUCAAUUUGGAUGAUUGGAAUGAAAACACUUUGCUACUUGAACAAAGAAAAUUUUGAUAAUGACCCAGAAUAUCAAGAGUUCACUAAUACAUCAUGCUCAAGAUUCUCAGUAGCACAAACUGGAACAGUUUCUAAAAAACCGCUUACGUUUUAUUUAUUGGCCUUUGAAAUGGAUCGAUUUUUUGUACAAGCUGUUGCUUAUUCUCGGCAUCAUGAUGGUGCAUACUAUCAUAAACUUCAUGGAAGUACUUUCAUGGAAGUAGAAAUUUCAAAAUCUGUUGUGCCCAAAUUGAAUAUUGUCUGUCGGGCAAACUGCGAAAAGGAGCAAAAGGCCCAUCUUCCACUGAUAUUUCAAUCAGACUGUGAAACAUGUUAUGAAUUUAAAUGGAAGAUUUCUAAUGUGAACAGUAUCCUGAAAGAUUGUGAUUCUGAUCGAUAUUGUCGAAUUUUACCCGAAACACUCCGUACUCUGCCAAAAAACUAUGCUGUCACCCUGACAGUCUGCAACAAAAACUGCCUGUCCUCCAUUUUAGAUAAAAUUGAUUUGGAUGAAGAAACGAAAGCAAACAUAACGAGUGAUGUAUUGAAGGCAUCCUACUUUACAAUAAAAGAGUCAGCUAAACAGUUUUCAGAUAUUUUAUUGGUGUCAACCAAGAAACCUGGAAGGAGUUUGGCUCCUCUGCUUGAUGGCAUUAUUGAUGUGCUGACCAACAUAAGAAAACUGCUGAAAGACAUUUAUGCAUCUUACUAUACACCAUUACGUUUCCUGAGUUCUUUUUCACAGUCUUUAAUUCGUACUUCAGUAAACCUUAUGGAAGCUAUGGAAUUUGUGGACAAGAAUGAAACCGGUCGUUUGUUUGGAAAAAUGAGCACUAUGCUUGAUGACACUGGUUUUGAUUUAUUGGACCUUGCUGACCUUUUCCCAGAAUAUGAUGGAAUCGUAUUUAAAAACCGAAUUUUUGAAGCACACUUAUCAAAUUUGAAAAGAAAUGAUGAUACAAUUUUUGACCGCAAGGAUGUUAAAAUUGUGUAUGAUGUCGAUUGGUCGGAGUUCAGUCAUACUGAUACUGUAAAUUUGCAGGUUUAUCGAUAUCAUUCCUCAAAAGCAAAAUUCAUUGGUAAAGGAGAUAACUGGCAAAUUAAAAAUGAUGUGACUUCAUUUUCUCUUUCAAAAGUGGAACGGGGUUAUACCGUUUGGCAGCCUGCUCCUGAACCUAUUCUUCCUAUGGUUAAAUUCUACAUGCAUGGAGGCAAAAAGAUGUCACAUCUUUCUACAACUAUCAAUUUUAAUAUUGUGAAUGCGACUAAUGAUGUUCAUAGUGUUGCUGCAAAUAUAACUCUGCAAAAAAACAUAGAAUUAGUUGUAUUAAUUGACCAUGUGGGACUUCCGGAUGAUGUUAUGCUGAGUAUGAUAGUGAUAAAACAUAACGAGACAUUUGAGGAAGAUGACGCACUUGAAUUUCCCAACCUUAUCAUCACUAAGAAAAAUUUUUCUGAUGAUUCUUAUACCUGGAGAUGUCAACUUAACGUCACUGGAAAUAAUACUUAUGAACUAAUAAUCACUGCAUCUGUAUUUCUCCCUGAAUAUCAGGAGGAUUUUGUGCCGGAUUUUGUGGAGUCGGUUGAAUCCCUUAGACAUGGUUCAAAUGGUAGCGAUGGUUUCAAUAUCUCAGAUUCUAAUUCUACAAAUAUAACUACUACCAUGUCACCUACUAUGUUAACUAACUUGUCAACAACUAUGCCUACUACUACUAUUGCAACUACAACUGAGGAGACGACUACGCAUGGACCAACUGUGGCUCCUAAUAUAAGUUAUCAAUUUAAUUUGACUCUCACUAUGCUGGCUAGUGAAUGUUCAGUAUGGGAUGAUAAGUUGGAGGAUUGGAAUUUCGACAUAUGUGAGUCAAUGCCAUCAAGUAAUCCUGAUGAACUAGACUGGUGUGAAUGUGACCUAAGCAAAAAGUAUCACUGGGGUUAUAAAAAUCCAAGACAUUUGCUGGCUUCAAGGUUGUUUGCAUUCACUUCUACAUACAUCCCUGAAAUUGAAGAAGUCAUCUAUGAUACCAUAGCAAAUGAUACAAAUAUUACAUCUGUGACAAAUGAAACAUUUCCAACAAAUGCAACAAUAACUGAACCAACAAUAGCUGUUACAGAAGAAUGGGAUGUGCCUGUUGAAUAUGAUGAUCCUGUAGUUACUUAUGCAGAAGAUUUUCCAAUGAUACCAACCCCAGCACCAAGUAAACCAACAAUUAAAAGUUCUCGACAAAAUCCUCUUGCCAUUGGUGGCAUGAUAGCAAUGAUUUUCGUAUUUGUUGGGAUACUGUUUUCCGCGAGGCAGAAAGACUUAAAAAGAGCCAAAACGCCUUUUUAUAUAGAAGUUUGUGAUAAUGUACCCUAUGUGACAUAUCGUUACUUACUAACAAUAUAUACUGGUAAUCGCAUGAACGCGGCACCUUCAUCUACAAUUGUUGUUAAAAUUUGUGGAACAGAUCACCAAAGCAUUGUACACAUUCUGCAGAAACAUGAUGAUAAAGAAAAACAUCUGUGCCGAGGAAGUGCUGUAACGUUUCUAAUGACUGGACUGAAAAAUAUUGGAGAAAUAACUUCUGUCAAAAUUUGGCAAGAUGGACAGGGUAACAAUCCACAAUGGUACAUUAAUAGACUUGUAGUUCGCGAUUUUGAAACAAGUGAAUGUUGGUUUUUCUUGGCAAACGAUUGGCUGAAUGAUGAAGACCCAUUUGAGGGACCAGAGGAACUUGAACUUUAUCCUUCCUCCAUGCGAGAUCUUUUCUUACAAAAGCACUUAUUCAGUAUCAAGUUUUCAUCAUAUAUUAAAGAAAGACACCUCUGGUAUUCUCUCCUAGCCAACCGUCUUUGGUAUCGCAAUGAUGUCACUCAAAUGCAGCGUGUCGGUUGCUGCUUUCUUUAUACUGCGAUGACUGCAGUAACAUCACUCAUAUUAUACAACAGUUAUGGUACUAAUGAUUUUCUUUCAUUGCCAAAUAUUCUUGUGGGACUUGCUAGUGGUGCGGCAUGCUUUCCAUCCACAUAUCUUAUAUCCACCAUGUUCCGAUCAUCAAAAACACGUCGUAUAUAUGGUAAAGAUGAUGAUAUUACUGCAACAUCUUUAGAUGAGCUUACACAAAAGUAUUUGAGUCUGAAAAAAAGUUACGAAAAUGAGCAAGUGGUACCAAAAACAAAAAAAUCAAAAACUGGCCAGAAAAAAAGUAAAAAGUCUAAAAAGGACAAAGAUAACUUUUUCACUGCUAUAGUAACAAGUUUGACUUCCUUACAGGCAAGUGAUGACAAAAAGACAUCUAAAAAACAUAAGACUGCUAAAAAGCCUCGUAAAAAAGAUAAAGAGCGUUAUUCAGUUGGAGGGAUGUCAGAUGGUAAUAGAGACUCAAAGUUGAAUGAAAAAGAGGAUGGCGUAGAACAACAAAAUUUACCUGAAAAAAAAAUAGAAAAGAAAUCUAAAAAGUCGAAAAAAAAAGAAAAAGCAUCAGAAUCUGAUAUUGAGUCGAAAGAUAAAACUGAUAAGAAAGAUAAGGAGGAACCUGACUCUAAAGUGAAGAGGAAAAAAAAUAAGUCAAAAAAAGAUAAACCUGAGCCUUCAGGAAAUCCAAGUGUUCUCAGUUUAGCUGCAGACAAAUUGUUGGCUAUAAUGGCUGUUGAUCCAGGUUCAAUUGAUAGCAAACCUCUACCAUGGGUAUGCCAGUAUAUAGCAUGGAUUUUAAUUGGACUUGUUGGUGGAGGAAGCUGUGCAGGAGCCGUAUUUUAUGGGAUGGAUUUAGAUAAUAAAAGCUUACUAGGGUGGUUAAUAUCAUUUUCAUGUGGAUUGCUUGAAAGCAUAUUUAUUAUCGAGACAAUAAAAACCGUUUUACUGGCUUAUCUUGAUGUAGUUCUUAACGCACAGAUGGAUUUAUCAGAUUGGAUACCCCCACUAAGAGCGGAAGUUUCUCUCAAAGAACAUGAGUUUCCACAAGAACGGUUGAGAGAAAUUGUGGCAGAGCGAAAACAGCUUCAAAUCUACAAAGGUCCAGUUUCGAGAGAUGACAUGUCAUGAAUAUCAGGUUGUUGCCUAACUGCAGAUUUAUCAGUCUUUAAUCAGAUAUUCAUGUCAAAGAAACAUAUUUUAUAAAGGCAAGAUCUAUACGCAGCACACAAGUAAAAUUAGGACGGAACAGCGGGAUUAAACUAUAUUAUAGAUACAUAGCAGGAACCAGUUUCAUGCAGCGCCUGUUGUGUUUUAUAACAGGACGAAUACAAUAGGCUACUGUACAUACAGUAUUUGAGUCUGGACGAGACCGAUAGAGUAUAGUUUUAGGUAACAAAUGAAAAUUUCGCCGCUGCCAGGGUUUAGAAACGUGUCGAAUAUUGUGUGUCUUGACUGAAAAACGAACCUCCAAUAACUUCUGCAGUACGCGAAAGUUAUUGUCUCACUCCAAUAAUAGUGUGAUAAAUUGAUUUCGCAGCGGUAGCAGUGACAUCAGAAUGCCCAAUUUUUUUCACGUCCAAGCGAGCGAAGAAUCGAACUUGGAGGAAAUUGUAAAUUAGAUACUGAAAUUUGAGCAGUCAUGUAACAUUUAUGGUUUGAGAAUAUUUAUUUUUUGCUGUUUGAAUAAUAUGGAUACUAGGCACGGUUUUUAGAGAUUUUUUCAACCAUUACGGCUAAAAAUUAGGUAGGCUGUAGAUCUGAAUUGUAUAUUUCGAACAAAUCUCAAAUAAAUGAUGAAAAUUUACUCCGGAUACAAUUACAAUAUCAAAUUAACAAAUUGAAUGGAACAUAAAAAA